Astyanax mexicanus (Mexican tetra) is the source of this 2285-nucleotide messenger RNA. RefSeq names its product intelectin-like. Lineage: Eukaryota; Metazoa; Chordata; Actinopteri; Characiformes; Acestrorhamphidae. The transcript is spliced from 8 exons. The record is from RefSeq and is a predicted model, not a curated record. Bases 119 to 1042 code for a protein of 307 amino acids. Gene Ontology annotation, molecular function: oligosaccharide binding.
UUUAACCAGCCAGAGAUAUAAAUAGGCUCCACUUUCUCCAACAGCACACUCAUUAUCAAGACGAACAUAAUCUCUAGUCAAGAAACGACACUGCAGCAGAGCAGACAUUUCUCCAAACAUGUCGUCUCUGCUGGCGUUUCAAUUUCUGCUGAUUUGCCUGUCAGCGGAAAUGAUCUCCUGUGAAUCAGAUGAGGUGACGCCUACAUAUGAGGCUCGAACCUGCAAAGAAAUUCGAGAGAAGUACCAUCAAAAAACAGACGGCCUGUACUACCUGACAACGGACAGUGGGGUUGUCUACCAGACCUACUGUGAUAUGACCACUGAUGGAGGCGGCUGGACUCUGGUGGCCAGUGUGCACGAGAACAACAUGUAUGGGAAGUGCACUGUAGGUGACCGCUGGUCCAGCCAGCAAGGUAAUGACAUUAAUAAGCCUGAAGGAGACGGAAACUGGGCUAACAAAGCAACAUUUGGAACUGCAGAAGGUGCUACUAGCGACGACUACAAGAAUCCUGGGUAUUAUGACAUCAAGGCUCAGGAUGUGUCUGUGUGGCACGUUCCCAAUAACGCCGAGAUGCAGGAAUGGAGAUGCAAUUCCAUCUUACGCUACCACACCGACAAUCACUUUCUCGAUGACAAUGGAGGAAACCUCUAUAACUUAUUCAAGAAAUACCCAGUGGUGUAUGGAACUGGUGUUUGCCGUACUAAUAAUGGACCUUCUGCACCGGUGGUGUACGAUUUUGGAAAUAAACUUACUAACAAGAAUUUCUAUGGUCCCAACUCAAGAGGAGAGUUUGAGCCUGGAUUCAUCGCUUUCAGAGUUUUCAACAAUGAGAGGGCAGCCAUGGCCAUCUGCUCUGGAGUCAGACCGACCGGCUGCAAUACAGAGCAUUACUGUAUUGGGGGAGGAGGGCAUUUCCCCGAUGUGGCACCGAGAGAGUGUGGAGAUUUUCCCUGUUUUGACUGGAACGGCUACGGGACUAACACAGAAUGGAGCGCCUCCAAAGAGAUCACUGAAGCUGCUGUGUUUCUGUUCUACCGCUGAGAUCCAGAUCACUUCAGACAACUUCAGCUCUAUCAUUUUCUAUCUUUCUUUAUCUAUCCUUUAUUCUACAGAUUAUAUAGUAAAAUCGUUUCUUAAUAGGUGAUGGUAACUCUUAUGUAGAAUUAUAGAUAUUACAACAUUGACAUUAUAAAACUGAUUAGAAGCAGGCUCCAAAUACAUGUUAGCUACAUUAGCCUCAUAACAACAGUACUAAUUAGUGAAUUAUAAACUCCAAAUAUAUGUUAGCUACAUUAGCCCCAUAACAGCAGUGCUAAUUAGUGGAAUAUAAGCUCCAAAUACAUGUUAGCUACAUUAGCCUUAUAACAACAGUGCUAAUUAAUGUAAUAUAAGCUUCAAAUACAUGUUAGCUACAUUAGCUUCAUAACAGCAGUACUAAUUAGUGAAUUAUAAACUCCAAAUAGAUGUUGACUACAUAUUACCCUUAUAACAGUACUAAUUAAUGUAAUAUAAGCUCCAAAUACAUGUUAGCUACAUUAGCCUCAUAACAACAGUACUAAUUAAUGGAACAUCAGCUCCAAAUACAUGUUAGCUACAUUAGCCUCAUAAUAACAGUGCUAAUUAGUGGAUUAUAAGCUCCAAAUACAUGUUAGCUACAUUAGCCUCAUAACAACAUUGACAUCUUCUGAGGUAAAUGCUUUCACUACUUGACAGAUAGCUACAUUAGACUCAUAUAUCUAGCGCUAAUUUGUAGGUUAUGAACAGUUCUAUUACUUGUUAGCUAUAUUAGCCUCAUAAUUCUAGUGCUAAUAAGUGAGAUACAACUUUCACUACUUGUUAGCUAACUACCUAAAUAUCAUAGCUCUAUUGCUAUAUUGUGAUGUAGAAGCUUCCUCUAAUUUUUCGCUAGUUAUAUUAUCUUUAUAGCACCAACACUAAUGCGGUGAGGUAUACGCUAACACUUUUUAGCUAGUUGUUAGCUACAUUAGCCUCACAGCUCAAGAGAUAAUUUGUGAUGUACCAAAUCAUACUUGCCUCUAGGUGCAGUAAAAAUGGAGAUACAAGUUUUUUUUUUUUGUGAAAUUGAUUAUAAGUAUCUUGUGUCUUUACCACUAAGAAUCUUCCGACAGUGAUGAAGCUGUGCCAAUGUUUCCCAUCUCUCCUGAAAUCCCUACACAGUUUUAACUUCACUCCAAAACCUAAAGAGUUACAAUAACCAAGAAAGGAUUUUCUAUGUUUUCAUUUUGGGAUUUACUCUGUACUGAAUCAAAUAAAGCAUGAUAAA